Messenger RNA from Andrographis paniculata, 957 nucleotides. RefSeq names its product copper-transporting ATPase PAA1, chloroplastic-like. Gene Ontology annotation, molecular function: metal ion binding. NCBI's taxonomy places the organism in Eukaryota, Viridiplantae, Streptophyta, Magnoliopsida, Lamiales, Acanthaceae. The transcript has 4 exons. Bases 83 to 718 code for a protein of 211 amino acids. The record is from RefSeq and is a predicted model, not a curated record.
CUUGGCUGCACGCAUUACAUAACCGCCAGUCUCUACUCUUGUAUCGUAUCCGAAGCGGCCGCCGGCGACGAGGUAAGUUCUAAUGGAGUCGACUUUGCGGCCGCUUAGCGCUUCUACGGCGCCGAUUUUUCAGUUCUCCUCCAAGUAUGCUAGUUCCCGUUCCGGCGUUUUGGUUGCGCAGCUUCACUGUGGUAUUCCCGCGGCGGCUCGGCCGAGUCAGCUCGCUUCCCUUCAGCUGAGUAGGUCUGGACCUGGUUCGUGUUUUCGGAGUCCAGGACUGCAUCGGAAGCGGUUUAAGUUUUCUGUAAAGUCAGAUUCUGGAGGUGGAGGAUUUGGAGGCAUUGACGGUGGUUCUGGCGGAGGUGGAGGCGGAGGAGACGGUGCGGCGGGAGGCGACGAAGCUAAGCCGACCGCGGUGCCUGGAAGUGCGGAUGAACUUGCUUUAAGUUCGGAUGUAAUUGUUCUUGGUGUUGGAGGGAUGACCUGUGGUGGAUGCGCGGAGAGUGUGAGGAAAAUUUUAGAGAGUCAACCGCAGGUUUCUUCCGCCAUCGUGAAUCUUGAAACAGAGACAGCAGUGGUAUGGCCUGUGCCGGAGGCCAAGGCAGCGCUCAACUGGCGUAAGGAUAUAGGAGAGGCUCUUGCAAAGCAUUUGACAAAUUGUGGGUUCACCUCCCAUCUUAAAGAUCAAGAAGUCACUGAAGGUGAAAUUCAAUCAUAAGAUGCAGUGGACUCAUUUAGCAACAGCCAUUCUUCUUCAUGGUAUGUCACGGAUCUAUUUCCAUUCUAGUAAACUCUCGUCAAUACUUCUCUACCGCUACUGGUGGUGGGAUGGGUUGAAGGCAUAUAUAAUGUUGGAAAUAAGUUAAUCUACGAUUUAAUCUUUUGUGCGAGAAGACGAUCUCUAUUUUGGUUUAUAAGCUGGGAUCCAACAGUUCAAUAAUAACCCAAGUUUAUAUA